Molecule: messenger RNA, 851 nt
Organism: Malania oleifera
Lineage: Eukaryota; Viridiplantae; Streptophyta; Magnoliopsida; Santalales; Ximeniaceae
Product: peptide methionine sulfoxide reductase B5-like
Exons: 3
Coding region: 267-680 (137 amino acids)
Biological process (GO): protein repair; response to oxidative stress
Molecular function (GO): peptide-methionine (R)-S-oxide reductase activity
Source: RefSeq, a predicted model, not a curated record
GGAAGACCUACAACUUUAGUAAGAGUAAGGGAUCCCAUUUUGCCCAAUUUUCCGGCCACGUUCAUUUUUCCCAAGAAAAUGUUUUCAUUUAGGGGCCCAAAUCACCACCCAUGCGUAGGGAACCAUUUUGCGAAAAUUUCGCCACGUUCAUUUUCCCAGAAAAUAGUUUCUCCAAACUCCAAUCAUGCCCAGUUUCUAUUGGUAGCAAGUACAGUUCAAGACUUGCAUCAGGUAUUGUUGGUCCUUGUGGAGAGUAGGUAGUAGCCAUGGCUGCCGAUGCUCGGGUCCUGAAGUCAGAGGAGGAGUGGCGCGCUAUUCUCUCUCCUGAGCAGUUUCGGAUUCUACGUCAGAAAGGCACAGAGUUAAAAGGGACUGGAGAAUACAACAAAUUUUUUUAUGAAGGGAUCUAUAACUGUGCUGGUUGUGAGACACCUCUCUAUAAGUCUACAACCAAAUUCGACUCUGGCUGUGGUUGGCCUGCUUUCUAUGAGGGUCUCCCUGGAGCCAUAAAUCGAUCUCCGGACCCAGAUGGUCGUAGAACUGAAAUUACAUGUGCAGCUUGUGGUGGUCAUUUGGGUCAUGUAUUUAAAGGGGAGGGAUUCUCCACACCUACAGAUGAGCGCCACUGUGUCAACAGUAUAUCAGUGAAGUUUGUCUCAGAGAGCUCUGCUUCCAUGUGAAGUUUAUUAACAAUGUCUGUGAAUUGUGAUGCAUUAUUAUGUAAUAAGACCAACUAUGGCUUCCUGUAUGUGAUUGGUUUCUAUGCGAACAUACUUCUGUGAAAACUAUGUGUACAUGACUUGUGGGACUCAGAUGUUAAUAAAACCAUGUGCUUUACGUUGUGGCUCUAA